Lottia gigantea (owl limpet) is the source of this 180-nucleotide messenger RNA. RefSeq lists its product as hypothetical. The transcript has a single exon. The record is from RefSeq and is a predicted model, not a curated record. NCBI's taxonomy places the organism in Eukaryota, Metazoa, Mollusca, Gastropoda, Lottiidae. Gene Ontology annotation, molecular function: sequence-specific DNA binding. The annotation marks the transcript as partial.
UAUUUCAGAUAUCCUUUAAAAGAUCCAGAAAGACUCAAGAAGUGGCUGGUAAAUUUGAAGAGAGUUGAUUUUGAACCAACUAAGAACACUAUUUUGUGUUCCAGACAUUUUGAGGAACAAUGUUUUUUGAAAACUCUUGAGCGUACCUACCUUAAAGAUGAUGCUGUACCAACAAUAUUU